GUAUUGCUGUAGGUUGUGUUAUUCAGCACUUGGGUCGCUGGUGGCAAAUCUGUUUCAAAUAGACAAUUGAAGAAAAGCCCUAAAGGAAAACACACAAACAUCCAUCUUGUGUUAAGCUAACGACAGCUUGCUAGGCAACAGUUAGUUAAAGCUAGCUUUGAACGGCUUGGACAAAGUCACUCGGUUCAUCUCAAAGGAAUUCGGCUUAAAUUGUCAGAAAAACGUGUAUUAUUCGGAUAUGCAAGUCUAAUGUCAUGACAACUCUUAAAUUCUGACAAAUACCGACAAGACACCGUAAAUAAACAAUUAAAUAGCUUACUGUGUCGUCCUUGCUGCCGUCUACAGAUACUCAGAAAGGAAGUGUGACACAGGCCGGAAGUACUUCAGAAGUAGGUCACGCCUUUACGACACAAUUGACGGUAACAUCGUUACGGUUUACGUUAGCGCCGGUUCGGCAGUGGACGAGUUCGUAAAGAAAAAAGGAAGAUAAGUUGACAAUCGCAUCGUCUUACUCGGCUCAUUUUUGACGAUGCAAAUAAGGACAUCCCUUUAUCGUAGUUACAUGUAAUAUUCGUGUGGAUGUUUAGCGUCAAGCUCAUGUUCUUUCUCUAACGUAAUAACCGUGGUACGACUUUUAUCACCGGCAUGAUAUACAAUAUUAGCUAACUUGUUAAAAAUCGCGUCUGGCAUAUUCCUCUCGCCAUCAUGCCUAUUCAGCUGACAAGUCAGGCGUACUGUAAAAUGAUCUUACACGCUGCCAAGUAUCCUCAUAACGCCGUGAAUGGCUUACUGGUGGCAGAAAAAGGCAAGGAGAAAAAGAAAGAAAGUCACCCCCACGACCCUGUCUUGUGUGUGGACUGUGUACCGCUCUUCCACUGCACUCUGGCUCUGGCACCCAUGCUGGAAGUUGCUUUAACACUGAUUGAUACUUGGUGUAAGGAAAAUAAUUACGUUAUUGUCGCUUACUAUCAAGCCAACGAAUGCAUCAAGGAUCCAAGACCCAACCAGGUUGCGGAAAAAGUGGCAGCAAGGAUUUCUGAGAGUUUCAGUGAUGCUGCGAUUGUUAUGGUGGACAGCAGCAGGUUAAGAAUGAGUUGCCAGGAGUCCAUUGUAAUUAUUUAUGAUCAUCAUGAAGAUAAAUGGAAAAGCAGAGAUGUCACUGUCGACUCCUUCGAGGACUGGAGCGAAGCCCAGAAGAUCACAUCGGCUCUUUUAGAGGGAAGGUCCUACGAGGACUUGAUUGAUUUUGACAAUCACUUGGAUGACCUCAGGAACGACUGGACCAACCCGGUGAUCAACAAGUCCGUCCUGGAUCUGUGCUAAGAGGUGCGUGGAGGCCACUGCCACUGCAACUUUAUGUGGACUGGGAGCACACAACACUCCAUAAAGUCCCGGUUCCAGCUUCAAGUUCUGCUGCUGUCCCGAAUUUGCGGACCUUUUGUUGGUCAAACUCUCUCAAGGGCAAGUACUUGAUGUGCAUUUUGGCAGCUGGUAAAGAGAAAUAUGUCAACAUGCAUUUUAUAAAGAAUGCUGUUUCUUAAUUUGUAGUUAGGUCCAUAAAUUAAAACUCUUGACUAUUAAACAGUUUUAUUUUCCUUUACAUUUAUAUAGCAGUAAAGUCAGAAUUUUAGUUGAGACUAACCACAAUGCUGAAAUCCUUGUCUUUCUAGGAACAUUAUUUGAAAGAUUUCAACAUUAACUCAGUCUGCCUCUUUGUUUCAUUACUUUAUUUGAUUGAGCUCUCCUAAUCUAAAAACUAUAACAAAUGUAAUUGCAGCAAUUAUUUUUAAGAUAACAGUCAUUUGUAAGCCAUAGCAAGUAACUGCAGUAUUGUGUUUUCAUUUCAUUAAACUGAUUUUAUUUAACUGAAUGUACAUUUUGGAAGUGAAACAUUUUAUGCCACUUGUCUAUCACUGGAGUUUAAUUUGGAAAAAGUUAUCUUUUUUUAAAUCACGUCACUUUCAAGGGAAUAUAAAUAAAUAUUUGGUUUUGAUUUGAGUGUAUUAAACUAAUCAAGGUUGGCAUUAUUUUACUUUUAAUGAGUGACACACACACACACACAAUAGUGGAAAGCAACUGAUGUGAACAAUUGUCUAUCAAGUAAACCACACAUGCUAAUACAGUGAUUACUACAUUAACAUUUUAUUUAGUCAAUUCACUACAUUAACAUUUUAUUGAGUCAAUUUACUAUAAUGCAAAAAGUCAAAAUAGGAUGCAAGUACCUUACAAUUUAAAGUUGAACUUGUAUUUUCCUCAAACUGCUCUGUACAAUAUUAAUUUGUAUUUGUAAUUGAUAAAUAAGUCAAAUAGUGUAUAUACCGUAUUUAU
Messenger RNA from Nerophis lumbriciformis (worm pipefish), 2328 nucleotides. RefSeq names its product ER membrane protein complex subunit 8 (gene emc8). The record is from RefSeq and is a predicted model, not a curated record. Gene Ontology annotation, cellular component: EMC complex. NCBI's taxonomy places the organism in Eukaryota, Metazoa, Chordata, Actinopteri, Syngnathiformes, Syngnathidae.